Molecule: messenger RNA, 873 nt
Organism: Linderina pennispora
Lineage: Eukaryota; Fungi; Kickxellomycota; Kickxellomycetes; Kickxellales; Kickxellaceae
Exons: 1
Coding region: 30-758 (242 amino acids)
Source: RefSeq, a predicted model, not a curated record
CUCUCUUUGAAAAAUACACAUUUUGUCCCAUGAGUUUGCACAGGCACGACGCAGCGCCGAUCUCGCAAGAUGACUACUUCAAGCUUAACGCGCCAUUCCGCCUGUGGCUACGCAAGGAGCGCAACACGUACUUUGAUGAGCUGCCCACCGACAAGGCCCGCAGACACUUUGCCUCCUUUGUGCGUCGCUGGAAUGCCGGCAAACUGCGCUCGCGCUACUACCAGGCCGACCCGUCUCUAACCGGUCUGCCUGCAGGCACCGCCACACGGCACUCCUGGGGACACACGCAGGGCACCACGCAGGGUUCCACGCAAGGCCCCACAUUGCCCAGCAAAGAUCAGGCGAAAAACAGCUCGAAGCGGUUCCAUCAUGAGCAGCGCGAGCGCGAGCACGAGCGCCGCAAGCGCAGCCGCCGAGAAGACCGCGACCGCACCGAGUUGAUUCUCGACGAGGUCGCGCCCAAGGAGACCGGGCGCGAGGCAAAGAUCCUGAAGCGGCGCGCCAAGAGCCAGCAUUUGCACCAGGACAAGUCCAUGGAUGCUACUUUAGAUGAUAGCGAGCUUUACGGCGACGCCGGCAGUGAGUUCCGGAAAUUGGUGCGUAGUCGCGAUCAGCGCCGAGCUGCAAAGCAGGGCUCACUGGAGAAACAGGCAGCUGCGAGCGAUUUGCGCGAGAAGGAGCGCCAGACCAUCGAGAGAUACCGCCAGAUGGCGCUGGAGAGCAAGGAGCUUGGCCGCGGCAUGUUCGCCGAGGACUGAUUUAAUCUAUGAUCACUGGCCCUGCAGUUGGUAAAAUUGCAGCCUCUCAGCUUUUUUUUUUCAACCCCCUUUUUCACCUCCCGUCGUCUUAAUAACACAGCAUUUUUCUAAUGGG